AUGCAUUCAAGCGUCAGCCUGAUAGAAGAACUCGCGAAUGAAGCUCCACACUGGACGUCCGAAGAGGAAUCAAACUUGAGACGUCCUUUCGAUUAUCUCACAUCUUCCCCUGGCAAGAACUUUCGCGCCGAGUUGAUUCAGAUUUUCAACUCGUUUUACGAGCUCCCAGAUCACAGAAUCGCGAUUAUAUCGAAGCUGGUGGAGACCUUGCAUACAUCAAGCCUGCUGAUCGAUGAUAUCGAGGAUAGCUCAGAAUGGCGCCGUGGUCUGAAGGCCGCUCACCUGGUGUACGGCGUGCCCAUGACCAUCAACACAGCCAACUACAUGUAUUUCUACGCUAUGGAAUGCUUGAAAGAACUCGGAAACGGUUGCGACGACCUUUCCUUGAACAAGCUGCUAAUUAUCUUCAAUGAGGAGAUGAUGGACUUGCAUCGAGGGCAAGGUUUGGACAUAUAUUGGAGAGACUGUUUUAUGGUGCCUACAGAACCUGAAUAUCUUAACAUGGUAAUGAACAAGACCGGUGGUCUCUUCAGACUAACUGUCAGACUCAUGGAAGUCUUUUCGCCCUCAUUUUCCGGUGCCAAGUCUCUUGUUCCUCUGAGCAACCUGCUAGGGAUUCUAUACCAAAUAAGAGACGAUUUUAUGAACCUUCAAGACGCGAAAAUGAUAGAAAACAAAGGCUUUGCUGACGAUGUUUCUGAAGGCAAGCUUUCAUUCCCCAUAAUACACGGCAUCAAGCAUGGAAGCUUGAAUGGAAACUCUCUUGUAUGGGAUAUCCUCAAACAAAGGACCCAUGAUGACGCUCUCAAAAAACGCCUUGUUAGUUACCUUGAGGGCACUAGCGGGUCUAUGGAAUACACGCGCAGGAAAGUGAAGGACCUGGGCGUACUUAUCAAAGAGAAAUAUCUGUCGUCAAUGCAAGAUCGGGGAUACGAUUCGUCUGCUUUAGAAAAAGUAGUUGACCGGCUGUGUGCUAUAUAA
This is a messenger RNA of Lachancea thermotolerans CBS 6340, 981 nucleotides long. It is a transcript of the gene BTS1, whose product is annotated as farnesyltranstransferase. Gene Ontology annotation, biological process: isoprenoid biosynthetic process. Gene Ontology annotation, molecular function: prenyltransferase activity. Lineage: Eukaryota; Fungi; Ascomycota; Saccharomycetes; Saccharomycetales; Saccharomycetaceae. The transcript has a single exon. Bases 1 to 981 code for a protein of 326 amino acids. The record is from RefSeq and is a predicted model, not a curated record.